UGAACCAUGGGAUGAUUCUAUAUUCACCUGGAGGAACAUAUUAUUACAAGUAUAACAUAAAGGGAUGACAAAUAAAACAAUGGGUGAGCUACAGGACCUUCGUUUGGGCAUUACAUCCACUAAUACCAGUGUACCCAACCUGAGGGUCGGGACCCCCAAAGGGGUCACAAGAUAAAUCUGAGGGUCGACAAACUUUAUUUAUUUAUUUAUAUGUUUGUUUGUUUCUCUAAUCUUUCUUUUUUUCAUGUAAGUUACUGGAAAAUUAUACCUGAGUACAACUUAUUCAAAUAAAAGUGGAAGACAUUUUGGCUGACCCUGCCAUAACCUCGCCUGGUCAAACCAUCUUGAUGAAGUUGUGGUGCGUUCGUUUUGUACUCAGAGGUCGGAAAUUCCCAGUUCCCAGUCGGAAGUUUAAACUCGAGCGCACCCUGUGGUCGGAUUUCCAACUCCAACCGCAUCAACCCCGACUUACGAAUUCAUGAUGGCUGCCGGUCACAUACGUACCCGCCCACCCCUCUGUCUCUGUCCAUCUCCCUCUCUCUAUUGGAUGUUCAGCUCUUGUGCUCAGUAACUCUUUUGUUUGUCAGAGCAUCCCUCACAUUGCUACAUGCCUUACUGGAGACAGUACCCACUAGCACCUAGUUUAUAUCAAGACAGAGAGUGUUUACUUCCUAAACACCAAGGACAGAGGAGUUGGAAGCAAGUGAAAAAGAAUGGUUUGAUCCCUAACAACGAUGACCUCCAGCAUUCUUGUGGCUACGAAUUCCUUGCAGUACAUUUCUGGCAUGCCUCAUGGUAAGAAGUCCAGUUGAGCCAGGGGAGUCUCAUUAAUACCCCCACUGUAAAGGGCCUUUAUUGUGGGCUGAAACUCGAGAGCUGUGAGUGGUUACCUGAGCUCCAGAGGGAUGACUCUCCGCAGGCCAGCUGCCCACCUACGAAGAGCUCCGAGCUGGAGGAGAUCAGGAGAUGAGUCCCACUGGGAGAGCUUGAUACCAGAAGGGGAAGUUCUGACCCGUGUUUCUCGCCCCCCACGAGCACCUCGGCCCCAGAGUGCCAUUGAAGGGCGCCAGCUGGACGGCUGGCUGGAGCACCUGCAGAGGAUAGAGAGCGAACUUCUCAGAGCCCCAGUACAUAAUCAGGUUCCAGCUUUCAGUGAUCGGACAACGUCCAUGCCUGCUCUGCACAAAGAGCCAACUGGACGUGCCUGGAGACAGCCAGGGACUCCCUCCUUCAGCAGAGGUUCAUCUUCAUGUGGGAGUCCCAGCCUGUGUGAGAGUUCGCCGGGCAGCCAGGAGUCCCUCCAUACUGGGUUUCUGUCUCCCCCAGAACGCAGAGGAAGCUGGGAGAGAGCUCACAUGAUGCAGGUCCCAAGGAAGGAGCAGGCUCAACUCAGUAAUAUUGCUCCAGUCAAAAUUGGGUGGCUGCCGAUCCAAAGGAGAGUGAUGAUGGUGGAUGAUGCUUGCAACCAAAACCAGGUUUUGGACCACUCUGCUAGUCAGGUGAAACUGAAACAAGCCAUCACUCCAACAUUUCAGAAGAAUCGAGCAACAGCCAACAGGCACCAGGAUGGAGAGGUGGAGAGAAGCCACACCAGUCCAAGUGCUUUGGGUGUUAAGACAUGGCAGAUACCCGAUCAAGGCUCUCCCAGUGUUAAACAGGUGCCAGAAAAACGAAGCUUUCCUGCUAACGAAGGGGACAGACCUGUGGGCUGGCAAGCUCUGAGGCGAGUCUGGAAUACCAACAGGGUGUCGGCUUUCCCUGGAGGCAGACAGUCCAAUGAGCUCCCCACAGGGACCAGCUUAGACCCCAACAGGAAGUCUUCUCCAAUGAAAACAACCAACACGGACCCCCUCGAGCAUACUCCUCUGCAUCGAACAACUUUCGCUGAACCCUGUAAACCAAGCACUCUGCUUCAAGGGACAAACAGCACAGAUACGUACAAGUCACAUACGCCUCUGCGUAGGACAGGCAGUGUUCAGCCCUUGAGGGCAACAGCCCCGCUGUGUACAACAAACAGUAGCUCUCAGCCUUCACACAUACAGACAAACUCUGCUGUAACUACACUCAUCCCUCAGAACAAAGCCGGCUUCUCCUCCAUCACCAUCUCCUCCAGGAAAGUGAGCAGAUCGGCCAGUUUGCCCAGCUAUGACACCUGCAACCCCUCCUCCCGCUCCAGUGAAUCCCCUUCUCCGCCACUAGCCCAUCAGUCCAUGGACCCAAACUCCAGGCAGGUCACAGUGCAGAGGAAGGCCACUAUAGUCAAAGUGACAGAGCAAAGGAUGAUGUCCAGCCCUGUCCCAAGCACAAAAACAAAGGGGACCCCACCAACUAGCCAUGGUUUGGACACAGUGGUCCACAGAAGAAAGGCUACCAUCAUCAAAGUAACAGAGCAUAGAGAGAGCUACAGUCCAGCAAAGGCAGGAUCUGGGACGAGGCACCCAGAGUACAGACACAGCUACACAGAGGGACUGUACAAGGAAAACAGCAUGUGGAGUCAGGGAAACCAUUUGCAACACAAGGCAGCACCUUCAUAUCACCAUCUGGAUUCCUCAAACUCUGCUGUAACACCAAACAAAUCCACCUCAGACCCAGAGAAAAACAGUGGAACACUACACAGAUCCACACUGAGUCUUUUUGUGAGCAACCCCCCUGCCAUAGCAGCACCCGUUCCCUCAGGGGUUUCACCAAAGGCUGUUGGACAGAGAUCGGACAGGCCGCACAGACCGCUGAGCUGCUAUGGCAAUAUGUUUGGACACACUGAGCCGAGCAAAGAGAAUGUGACACAACCGGCUGCCAGGAAAUGGAGCUUUGGGCUUCCACAAGAGACCAAUAUCAACCCUGUGAACUUCGACAGUAGUUUCAUCAGCAGUCAAACAGCAGUGAAAGAAGCAGGUCAGCGAGCGGCAGACACCCUUAAGCCAAACGGAGGCCAGAAAGAGAGACUGCCGCCAGAGAUUGCGGUGAGGAGAGCGCCCCCCUGUCUAACUCUCAUCAAGGCCCCGGAUCCCCACUCACAUCAGUCUCAAGAGGAAGUGCUUGCUCUCAAUGCAGCUGCCAUCAUAGCAAAUAUCAAACUCCAAAGACAACUCAGUAAGAAGAAAACACCAAAUGGCAAUUCUGAGGAGGACUCUGCUGCAUCACCCCGGGGAAAUACUGUGACAGAUGGGGGGAAAUGUGUGAAGCCACAUCCUGAUCAAAGAACAAUCCAGCGUCCCAACCAGUCUCAUGCAGCAUUUGUUCCUCUGAGCCUCGACCCCGAAAGGUCACCUCAAAGUAUUUCUCUACAGGACGCACUGCAGAGGUCCAGACCUGACUUCAUCAGUCGUUCCCAGGGCAGACUGCGAGAGCUGGAGCGACGGGCGCAGGAGAGGAGGGAGCUGGCGGAUUCGGUAGACCCACGGUCGGAUGCUGCUCUCAGGCAGAGGAGAGCCCAAAGUGCCCGGUGUGCCUCUCUGAAUGAUAACCUUUUCAAACCCAGAGAUAGAGCCAUUACUGAGAAAGAGAUGCAGCUGAGAUCUAAGCGUACGCUUGCAGAGGUGAAGAAGACUAAAGAGGAAGAGAAGAAGAGGGAGACGUGUUUGAGCAACAGGCAGCGAGUUGAACUUUUCAAAAAGAAACUGUUGGAUCAGCUUCUUCAAAGGAACAACAGCUGAAUGACAGAUGAGGACGAUGACAUGUCAAAGCCUGUAGCAUUACCUAACAGACUGAUAGUGUGAACUUUGCCCUUUGACAGUGCUGAAUAUUAGCGUAGGUCAUGAUAGAAGUUCAACUGUCCUUUCACCCCCAUUUGUUUCUCUCAUUUAUCACAACCAUUACUUAUUGUUCGAGUUACAGAGGUUAACAUCUGUUUUUUUCUCAAAGGCAAAUUCAUGGCAAACUUUCAAAAACCCAGACAGUCAUUUAACAUUACUUACUGUACCGCUGUUUUGAAGGUUUUUCCAGAACCUUCAAAGACUCUUCUGCCCAUCUGGAUAAAGAAUAUAUACUGUAUAUUCUGAUGCACAAUAAAAACGAGAUCAUCUUGCAAUGGGAUCACUCCAGCUGCAACAUAGCAGUCUGCUACUUAAAAUAAAUGUGGCCCAGGGGCGUAAAGUAGGGGGUAAUGGCCCCUUCUCUACUUCUUACCUCCCUACUUCCGGCGCCCUUGCUAGCGUAACAGUACUAUGUAAUUCCACUCACCAUAGUUGCCAUAAGUUGAUGUCUGUGUGUAGAUUUGUUGGCUCAAGGGCAUCCUCUCUUAGAUGUAGUAGAUAAAUGCCACUGGCAGUUUUGAAAUGUUGCCAGUAAAUGAGAGACAAGUACUGCACCACAGAACAGGAGGUUAUUUUAGCACAGAGGCUAACUAGCUAGCUUAGAGAGUGCAGUUAUUUGAACGUUUUAGCACUUUAAAAAGCACAGCAACCCACUCAUAACUCUUCCUAAUGACAUUUCCAUUAAUCAAAGUGUACAUAAUUUUGAUACAGUGGACCUGCCAAUGGCAUUUAUCUACUACCUCUGGGAACUGCCCAUUGGUCCGACAGCCCAUUGGUUCGACAUCCCAUUGUUCCGACCAUAUUAAACCCAUUGUUCCGAAGUCCGUUCCGAAAUCAUCAUGAUGCCCUGUGGUUAAGGUCUGGUUAGGUUUAGGCACAAAAACCACUUGGUUAGGGUCAGGAAAAGAUCAUGGUGUGGGUUAAAAUGAAAAAGAAAGUGGCAAACACAUAAGCCGUGAGCCUGCUCCGCCUCAAGCCGGUCGCGGCGCACCAUAUGCCCGCCGCGAGCCGUUCAGCACCGCGGACAGUCGGACUAAUGGGAUGUCGAACCAAUGGGCUGUCGAACCAAUGACAUGGACCCCUACCUCUAAGGGGGGGCACCCUUGAGUUAACAAAUUGACACAGAAACAUUGAAUCAUGGCAAGUACAGCAAGGAUAGAGGUCCACCUUUGUUUGGAUAAAGGCACAGAUUUUCAGUUUAGGACAGGUUAAAUGUGCUAACAGUAGUGUGUCUUGUGCCGAGUACAGAAUUUAUUUAAUGCACUUGAGCAGAGGAGUCUUUAAGGAUUCUGGAAAUAUCUUCAAGACGGCGUUAAGUGUUGUUAAAUGACCUUCUGGGUUUUCUGAAAGACUGCCAUAGAUUUGUCUUUCGAGGGAAAAAACAAAUGCUUAUCUGUGUGAUUCAGCUGUCCUCACUGCCCUUGCCGUGUGCAAUUACAAAUGAAGAUGGCCAAAAUGAAUGUAUGAAAUCACGUCUCAACAUUCUGUAACCGAAUAUGACAUUGGGCCUUUUAAACACGCUGGCUUUUGAUGUAAGAUACAAACCAGUAAUGUAUGCUGUUUAUCGGCGUUAUCUUGUUUUCACUUGAUUGCAAAUUGCCUUUCUUUUCCAGAAUACUUCAUGUAAUGGGAUGCAGAGUGAGCUCUCAAAGCGCUGAUGUCCUCACACAGCCACUUUCACAUGAUCUCAUGUGAUGUGAAGCAGUGAUAUAAGACAGAAUCAUUCAUUAUGCUUCGCAGUCCCUUCCAGGACGGUCUUCAACUGUCAUCCUCAUUAUACAACCAAUAAGCAGAACGAAGCCUGAAGUGGGCUCUGCCAUCGCUCAGUGCCAGCUAUUAGCUGUAAGACGGAGGAAUGUGACCUCUUCUCACUGGAAAUGCCCUGUUAAUGGACAGUGCCGAUUUGAAUGGAGCUUUUGUCCCCGUCUUUGUCUCAUGAUAGACUGGGGCCCGCCGUUGCAGAUUUAGAUUUGUGAGAUCCAAAGUGAGUGUGUUCGCAGUGCUGGGCAUAAAUCAAAAGUGAGAUGUGGUGAAUGUUUAUUUUUUGAAAUAACAGGCAACAGAGCAGACGCUCUUCAUUAUUCUUAAUUGUUGUUUUAAUCAUUAGCCUUUAAGUCGCAGUUCUUUCACAGUCCAGCUGUUUCAUCCAUCUAAAUUUGCGCUGAUGUCUGGGAGAUGACAGAUGAUUGCUACUGACUGCUUUUGUAAACCUUAUUUCAUGUCAGUGCACAUGCAUGUGUGGGUGUAUUUGGACGAUAAGAGAUCAUUAAUUAAUGACAUGGUUCAUAAUUGUUUCUGUCUUUCUAAAUGAGAAGAUAGACAACAAGACUGCUACUUGAAGAAGGUUAUUUACUGCAUUUGUUGUUUUCUCUGUUCAGCUUUACAAAGAAGGUUUCACUAUGCAAUGUCAUUCCUUAAACUUCAA
Messenger RNA from Epinephelus fuscoguttatus (brown-marbled grouper), 6177 nucleotides. RefSeq names its product linkage group 20 C10orf90 homolog (gene lg20h10orf90). The coding region runs from base 906 to 3653 and encodes 915 amino acids. Gene Ontology annotation, cellular component: centrosome; centriole; cytosol. The record is from RefSeq and is a predicted model, not a curated record. The transcript has 12 exons. Gene Ontology annotation, biological process: regulation of centriole replication. NCBI's taxonomy places the organism in Eukaryota, Metazoa, Chordata, Actinopteri, Perciformes, Serranidae.